GACGCGCCUCAUACGACCACAUAAUGUUGACGUUGACUGACAUGUCAUGGACUGAACAAGGGGAUUACAGAGUAGCACGGCAUCACUUUUAACAUUUAUUUAUAACAGUGUACGUUUGUAGUAUUAUUUAUUUAUUAGCCAUUUGGUUAUCGGUUGUUCAAAAUAUUGCAUGUAGUAAUAUAAUUCAAAAUGAAGUUCUCAAGAUGGAUAUUCUUGUGGAUUAUGCCGAUGGUAGCGGUUUCUCUCGGCAGUGUCCCCCUUGACACCACACCCCCUUCGUUAGAGAUCGUGAGAAGAUACCCCAGAUGGGUUGGGGAGAACAGGGGCAGAAGAUCAGCCCCGGAGGCACCUGUCUGCAAGGCGGAGGACCUGGAAGCCGACCCAAAUAAGUUCUGCCUGAAGUGUCCUCCAGGGUACCAUUCAAAUAAGGCGACUGAGUGCGAGAAAGGAUGUCAGUGUUUACGCUGUCCCGAUGGAUCCUACACUGACAAGAACAACUCGCUGAGGGAAUGUCGAGCAUGUUACUCUUGUGAUGAAGAAAGCUCUGUGAUACAGGUGGCUCCGUGCAGACACGACCGUCAGACUCAGUGCGGCUGCAGGAAGGGGUACUACGUGUCCGACUCCAGCCUGCAGAACUUUGCGUGCCGCAAGUGCAAGUGCAGGGACCGCAGCGUGCACGCAGCCUGCUCGGCGAUAAACGACACACAGUGUGGGCCCUGUCAUUCCAACUUUUACGAAGAUGACGAGCAGACAUGCCAGCCCUGCACACAGUAA
This is a messenger RNA of Conger conger (European conger), 774 nucleotides long. RefSeq names its product tumor necrosis factor receptor superfamily member 1A-like. Lineage: Eukaryota; Metazoa; Chordata; Actinopteri; Anguilliformes; Congridae. Gene Ontology annotation, molecular function: protein binding. Gene Ontology annotation, cellular component: plasma membrane. The coding region runs from base 190 to 774 and encodes 194 amino acids. The record is from RefSeq and is a predicted model, not a curated record. The transcript has 5 exons.